Ananas comosus (pineapple) is the source of this 1321-nucleotide messenger RNA. Its product is annotated as small heat shock protein, chloroplastic-like. The transcript has 2 exons. The record is from RefSeq and is a predicted model, not a curated record. NCBI's taxonomy places the organism in Eukaryota, Viridiplantae, Streptophyta, Magnoliopsida, Poales, Bromeliaceae. The coding region runs from base 199 to 933 and encodes 244 amino acids.
CGACUUUCACCACAGAAUGCUGUAGAGCGCUCCCGCCGCUCCAGAAGCGUCUGCAUCCUUCUCGCGCCUUCUCCCCCCUACGAGGCUCCGAAACAGUUAAAAGCACCCCCUUUUUUUUUUCUCCUCCAAUAUGAAGAGACCCAUCCUCUUCUUCCUCACCGAAACCCAGUAAUCGAAACUCCCGAGCUUCCCCUAGCAAUGGCCGCGAUGAUCAUCUCGAGGCGGGCUCACCCCGUCUCCACUUUCCUCCACGCCCUCCGCCUCUCCGCCGCCGCCGCCUCCUCCUCUCGAUCCUUCGCCGCCGAUGCGGGCCAGGAGACGAGCGUCGACGUCGGCCGCCGCCCCGCCCCCGCUCCCCAGCGCCGCCGCUCCGCCGCCUCCCCCGCUCCCCGCCGCGCCCGCGCCCGCGCCGGCGAUCUCCUCCCCACCUUCUUCUCAGAUCCGUGGGAUCCGUUCAACCCGGGGCGAGCCCUGAGCCAGAUGCUGAGCCUCGCGGACCAGUUCCUGGACGUCCCGUUCACGAGGGGCGGCGGCGGAGGAGGGGGAUUGAGGAGGGGGUGGGAUGCGAGGGAGGACGAGAAGGCGCUGUACGUAAAGGUGGAGAUGCCGGGGCUGGGGAAGGAGGACGUGAAGGUGUGGGUGGAGGGAAACAUGCUCGUGAUCCAGGGAGAGGAGGAGGAGGAGGAGGAGGAGGAGGACGAGGGGGAACGCGAAGGAGGAGACGGGGCGACAGGGGAGGCGGCAGCGGAGGGGGAGGGAAAGGGGAAGAGGCCGCGGCGGCGGAGGAGGUUCGGCGGGCGGGUAGAGCUGCCGGCGAAGGGGUACAAAUUGGAGGAGAUCAGGGCGGAGAUGAAGAACGGGUUGCUGAGGGUGGUGGUGCCCAAGGCCGCGGCGGACGAGCUCGCCGCUGUCAAGGAGGUGCCCAUCCACUGACCAAUUACGUUACACAGCGGCGUCGCCUGCCUCUUCUGUCGCCUAGUCUGCUGUGUAGUGCAGGGUCUGUUUGGUUUCACGUAAAAUAAACACGAAUGUUAGCCUCCGUUUCUCUUUUCUAUUGUAGUUCUACCUUCAAGGUUACAAGAGGGGUCAAAAUGGAGGGAAGUUUUUGAAUUUAUAAUGUCUCUUGAUGUUAGUGCUCUGCUCCUCCUUGUGAUUGCAUCUAAAAGUAAUACCAGUUUUUUUUUUUUUUUUUUUUUUUUUUUUUUUUUUUUUAAGAUUUUGUAAGAUGGUAGUAAUUUGGGAAUGCAGCCUUAUUAUUUCGUUGUUCGGAUUGCUGUAUUUAUUUUAGUUGGAAUUGAACAAGGAGGUUUGGUUACGGCAA